UUUGAGGAUAACCCCAAGAGAAACCAAGAAGAAGAGGUGACAGUUGACAGUCCACUUAUUUGCGUAGAAAGAUGGAGGAUACAGAUGAUACUGAUCUGGAGACAUCAGGAGGAACCCAGGAGGACACGUCAUCGGAAAGUGUAGCAUCUGCUACUGUAGAGGAUGAGGAGGAGUUUGGAGGACCGGUGUUCUCUCCUCCUCUCUACAGACAGAGAUAUCAGACUGUCGCUGAUCUGGUCAAAAAGUACAGGCCAAGAAGGUUGGUGGACUUCGGAUGUGCAGAAGGAAAACUGAUACGAUUUCUUAAACCAGAGGAAAGUCUUGAGCAAUUGAUAGGUAUUGAUAUAGAAGGAGAAAUACUGGAGUCCAUACAGGGGGUCAUCAGGCCCCUGCUGUCCGACUAUGUGCAGCCCCGACAGCGCCCGUUCACCGUGGGUCUGUACCAGGGAUCCAUCGCUGAGUGUGACGACAGGUUCAGGGAGUACGACAUGGUCACAUGUGUGGAAGUGAUUGAGCAUCUUGACCCUCCAAUACUUGAUGCCAUGCCGUCCAACGUGUUUGGCCACAUGAGGCCGUCUGUGGUGGUGGUCACCACUCCCAACGCAGAGUUCAACGUCCUCUUCCCAAACUUCAGCGGCUUCCGCAACGCUGACCACAGGUUCGAGUGGACAAGACAGGAGUUCCAGGAUUGGGCAGAAGGUGUUGCUCACCGGUUCAGCUAUGCUGUGACGUUCCAUGGUAUCGGUACAGGACCUGAGGGUUCUGAACACCUGGGCUGCUGCACACAGAUGGCCAUAUUUGAAAGACUACAGACCUCCCAUGACCAGAACUCUGAUGUUAUGUGGGGCACACCUUACAAACUGAUAGCAGAAGCGGUCUUCCCAUACAGAGAGAACACAUUAUCCCAGGAGCAGCAGAUCCUACAAGAAGUGCAGUACUACAUCAGACAGAUCAUUCAGCGGAGAGUCCAUGGGGAGGAAGAAGAAGAUGAUGAUAACGAAGACGCAACUUCUCCUCAGGAAGUUUCAAUUCCUCUGGACAUUCUGAUGAAGUUCCAGGGUUUGAAGAGAGUUUGUCCUGACGUUCAGAGUUUACAGUCUGCUUUAGUGGGUUCAGAUGAUGUGAAACUCAGCCAGGACAAAACUGCUGUGGUCUGCUGUAUGGACAAAACCGAAAACAAUGAUGAUGAUGAUGAUGAUUGUUACAGUGAGACUUCAGGUAGUUCUGGUGGGAUGUUCGAUGAUGCGGAGGAAGACGAAACACAGCAUAACGUUGACUACAGUAGAACAGACACUGGGAGGUCUACAGUACAUGUACCUCUGCCAUGUGAAGAGGACUGGGUUUAAUAUCAGGUAGUUCUGGUGGGAUGUUCAAUG
Branchiostoma belcheri (Belcher's lancelet) is the source of this 1376-nucleotide messenger RNA. Its product is annotated as small RNA 2'-O-methyltransferase-like. Gene Ontology annotation, cellular component: nucleus; cytoplasm. The coding region runs from base 72 to 1346 and encodes 424 amino acids. Gene Ontology annotation, biological process: RNA methylation; siRNA processing; piRNA processing. The record is from RefSeq and is a predicted model, not a curated record. Gene Ontology annotation, molecular function: O-methyltransferase activity; RNA methyltransferase activity. NCBI's taxonomy places the organism in Eukaryota, Metazoa, Chordata, Leptocardii, Amphioxiformes, Branchiostomatidae. The transcript is spliced from 7 exons.